Molecule: messenger RNA, 2583 nt
Organism: Cololabis saira (Pacific saury)
Lineage: Eukaryota; Metazoa; Chordata; Actinopteri; Beloniformes; Belonidae
Product: calcium homeostasis modulator protein 6
Exons: 2
Coding region: 807-1430 (207 amino acids)
Molecular function (GO): monoatomic cation channel activity
Source: RefSeq, a predicted model, not a curated record
UUUGUGUGUGUGAGGAGAUUGUAAUGAUGCUCUUGAGCACGUGGAGGUCAUUUCUAAAUUGUGUCCUCCCAUCAGUGGCCUGGGUGCUCUCCAUCUGUAGAUGCCACAUCUCAGAAGUUCAACAUGGCCUCCUGUAAUCCGCUCAUGUCCUUAAUCUCUGCCGCCGCGCGCGCGCCCUCAUGUGGCCAGUUGGCGUAAGGUGCAGGCAUAUGCCUCACUGUUGACUGCAGAUUUUACAAUUACAAUAAAUAACAAAAAAACAUGUAAAUUAAAGAAACAUUUGAGCCAUGGGUACAUUUAUAGUACAUAUUGUAAUUUAAGAAUUCUUUCUUUUGUAAAAUUCAGAAUUUAAUUGUAAUUUAACCAUCUUUUUUCAGUUGCGGUGCACAUUUGGUGCUGUUAUUUGAUAUGGCAUUGUGGAAACUUGCCUUUUGAUGUAUAGCUAUGCAACAAUACCUGUAUUUUUCUGUGGCUAUUGAAGAGGUCGAGUCUGUGCUCUAUUACAGAACAAACUUCCCUCCACUUUACAGCCCUCCCUCCAGUUUGUUCAUGGAAGGCCACAUUUAAAAUGUAACCCCACCUGUAACCUCCCACAGGCCAAUCGGCUGGAGAAAUGUCAGCACAGAUGGCACACCCUCCUUUGGUCAAAACCAAUCAGAGUGGGAGUGUGGCCUUUUGCCUGAGGGGAAAACUUACCCCUGGUUACGUUAAUUACGCAUCACUUAGCUGUUGCCAAUGUGUUCACAACGGUGGACCCUCUUUUGGGCUUUUUACAACGAUUACCUUCCUUUUUCUGUCAAUCUAGUAUGGAAAGUAGACAACAAUGGCUCACCCGGCUGAAAAAUGAACUUAGCAACAGUCCUCUGGUGUCAAACGUGGCUUUUGGCUUUAUCCUCAUGGGACUAGAGAAACUUGUGGAGCUGGAGUUUGAGUGUCCUUGCAGCCCUACAUGGAAUGGAGUGUUUUCAUCAGCGUUCUUCAUCAUUCCUGCCGUCAUGGCCUUCACCCUGAUGUUGAUCAUUCAAGGAUGCAGAUGUGAUACGUGGUGCAGGAAAACACUUUCCCUCUCCAGUUUUGUUCCUGCUAUCGUGUGGCUGAUUCUGCUGUUCCUCGAUGGCCAGUACUUUGCCUGUGCUAUGACAGAUUGGGAGGGCAGGUUCGUACUAGUUGACAAGGCAGCUCCACAAAAGUGGUGCGAGCCAAUAAGUGAGGGCAAUGUCACCCCGCAAGAACUAAUGCUCCGUUCACAGCAGCUGUUUGUGUUUUCUCAGGUUAUAGGCAUAAUCCUCCUUAUUUUCAUCUGUGUGGGUCUUGUAGUUUAUGUAAUCAGAGAAAGCUGCGAACAAGAGGUGGAGAUGCAGGAUGCAGAUUCAAAUGUAGCGGAGCUCACUGUGCUCAGGAUGAGCUCUCUACGGACCAGAACAUCAUGAAGGACUUACACCGCCCACAACACCUUUGAGGACACUGUAAAUACCACGAAGAGACUUUUUUCUUCUCCUUAAUGUUGUGCCGUUUGGAAAUAAUAUAACCCUUCAGUAAUUUGGACAAACUGUACGUCUUGAACUAUCACCAGUGCUGCUAUAUAAAGUUACCAUGACUACUACAUCCAGCAUUGUGCCACAGUUAAUCUGAUAAAUCAUGCAGUAACUUAUAAGUUAUUUAAGGUGUGGUUUAACAUUUUGGAAGACACACUUGACAAUCUUUUCUUUGUUUAUUCUUUUUGCUUUUUUGUGAUUUUUAUAUAUAUAUUUUUUAUAUUAUUGUCAAAAAGUAAAUACAAAUAUUCAGCCCACAACCAUUUCUGUCCAGUACGAAUCACAGACAUUGACGAUGAAUUUAGCUAUCCUUAAAGACUGAAAACAGUGGGAACUGGUCAACUCCUUUUAAAAUGAGCCCGUGGCACCAGCACAUUUGUAGAUGACCAUUUCCUGACUGGGAACGACAAGGAUCAAGUGGAGGCUGCCAGAAGUUGCCGCAAGACAUUCCUAAGCACACAACUCAUGUUAUUGUAAAUAAUGUAUUUCCUUCUUUUCUCCAGUGUUUGUUGUGAGCUACAAUAAUUACUUGGUGACCCUCUUUUCAUAUUCAAUUUAACAGACACAAAUGUGGAAUUUUUUUAUCUAACUUCCACAAGAACACAAUUAAGCCAAUUUAUUCCUAAAAAAGUCACGGUUUCUUUUAAAUUAUGCUUCACUUCGUCACAUAUUGUGAAAUUCUAGCCAGCGGCACAGUAUUUAUCACCCACCAGAUAGUAAUAUUAAUCUGACUAAUUUUAGUUGAUUUGGAAUUCAGUUUAAUGGAUGUAUGUCCUCCCCGGGAAAACAAGAGGGGGAUGAAAUAGAGACUAUAUCAGCAAAGUGACAUUUCUGUUCUCGCUUCUGGACUGUAAAUCUCUUAAGCGUUCAGAAGUCGUACUCACGUAAUCCCACGUAAUCCCAGUAAACAGUAGUAAUUCAGACUGUCUUGAAAAUCCCAUUGAUUUAAGUGUUUGACCGCUACAACUGUGAAAGUGUUCACAUUAAUUUGUGUCAUGGCCACAAGGUAGGAUGUAGACACGAACUCAAAAACAAGACUUUCAAAAAU